Macadamia integrifolia is the source of this 1949-nucleotide messenger RNA. Its product is annotated as protein CLT1, chloroplastic. The transcript has 10 exons. NCBI's taxonomy places the organism in Eukaryota, Viridiplantae, Streptophyta, Magnoliopsida, Proteales, Proteaceae. Bases 308 to 1687 code for a protein of 459 amino acids. The record is from RefSeq and is a predicted model, not a curated record.
AGAUCCCUUUUGAUCCCUCUGGAUUCUCUCUUCUUUAAAAACCACUUUCCCUAAAAGGAAGAAACCAAAGUAGAGGUCACGAAGAGGAACAAAAUUUGCAUUCAACUUCAACGCUUUUUACACUGGAAAGGCCAAGAUAGGUUCCAAACAAGGUAGGACCCGACAUUCUUCUCAACUUUCUCUGUUCUUCGUCUCCAAAUCUUCUCUAUUUAUUCACUUAAAUUUCCCUCUUUUCUUCCACAAAUUCAAGAAAUCCUUCUUCAGUUCAAGAUUUCAUUUCCUCCUCAACUGUGCGAAUACUACAAUAAUGUCUACAUGCUGGUGUCGCCGGUUCACUCCCGGCGGUGCCGAGCGUCUCCUUCGGCCUACGCUUCGGAAACCGUAUCGUGGGAUCGCGAUUUCACCGUCUCUGAUUAAUCAAAGACGGAAGAUCGAUCUGAGAUCGGAAAGAUGGAAUAGGCAGAGAUUAUUGAUUGUGAAAUCAAUCGGAUCAGAAAGCUUAAGCGAGGGGAAUUGCACUCCGUGUUUGCACGGUGUGGAGGAGAAAAAAGAGUCGGUGAAGCAAAGCAGCAUCGUCGAGAAGGAGGAGGAUGGUCGGCGGCGUCGAGAUCGUGAUCGGACGGUGGAAGUGUUGGUGGCAGCGACGGCGACGGUGGUUUUGGGAGUAGGAAAUAGGGUUCUCUACAAGCUCGCUCUCGUCCCUCUCAAGCACUACCCUUUCUUUCUCGCUCAGCUCGCCACGUUCGGAUAUGUGCUGGUGUACUUUUCUGUAUUGUAUGCCCGCUAUCAUGCUGGCAUUGUAACUGAUGAGAUGCUUUCCUUGCCAAAAACUCCAUUUCUACUUGUUGGUCUGUUUGAGGCUCUUGCUGCGGCUUCUGGAAUGGCAGCUGGAGCUGUACUUUCUGGGGCAUCCAUUCCAAUAUUGUCUCAGACCUUUCUUGUGUGGCAGCUUCUCUUGUCAGCUAUUUUCCUUGGGAGAAAAUAUAGAUUCAAUCAAAUUCUUGGAUGCUUUCUUGUCUCUGUUGGUGUAAUAAUAACUGUUGCAAGUGGAUCUGGCGGUGGUCUUUCACUGAAAGAUGCUGGAAUCUUUUGGGCACUUCUGAUGAUUACAUCCUUUUUGUUUCAAGCUGGUGAUACAGUGUUGAAGGAAGUUAUUUUCUUGGAUGCUCGUAAACGGUUAAAAGGUGGUUCUGUAGAUCUUUUUGUUGUGAAUUCCUAUGGAUCUGGUUUCCAAGCACUGUUUAUAUGCCUUCUGCUACCUUUUCUAUCGAAGUUAUGGGGUGUUCCAUUCCUUCAACUGCCAAGCUAUCUCAGAGAUGGAGCAGCAUGUUUCCUAAACAUCGGUACUUUAUCAACUGGAUGCGAAGGGGCACCGUGGCUGCCAUUGCUGUUUGUAAUUGUUAAUAUGGGCUUCAACAUAUCACUGCUACACCUCCUGAAGAUCUCUUCUGCUGUGGUUUCUUGCCUCGCGUCCACUUUUUCAGUACCUCUCUCGGUCUACGCUUUCACACUCCCUCUCCCCUACAUCGGUGUCGCCUCCUCUCUUCCUAAUGGCUUCGUCGCUGGUGUCGCCGUUCUUGUCUCCGGCCUCCUCAUCUACUGCUGGUCUUCCUCCGCCACUACCACCACCACCGCCACCCCCUCCACCACCACCCCCUCCUCCCUUGACCACCCUCAUCAUGCCUAGAGCCCCUCAAAUGGGUUCUUUUCUUUUUCUCUGUAUGUGCUCGAGAAGAAGAAGAAAUCAGGAAGAUGAACAGUGGAUGAGGCUGAAGACUCAAGAAAAUGUACUAUUAGUAUAAUCAAACCAAUAAAUAAUGAAAGAAAGAAUAAAGGGGAUGCAAAAUUGGAGAUCUAUCUGCAACCGAUAUCCUCUGUUACCCCUUCUCUUUUUGGAAUAUUGGAUUAUUUACAUGAAAUAUGGAAGACUAGAGGAGAAGAGAGAGAUA